CGGGGGGAGGCGGGGUUUCCCAAGUCAGCCGCCGCUGCACAUCCGGAUUGAGCCUAAGCAGCCUCUCUUGAUUCCCGCAAUACAGAGGGAGAGAGAGAAAGGAGGAGGAGGACUCCCCCCAUUCUGCCGGCUCCAUAUUCCGACCCGCAGGUUGAUUGGACUAGUGAACUUCUGAGAAGACAUUUUCCACCAUGGAGCCCUGGGUGUACCUGGACCCACGUCAGAGGGCUUUGUAUCGAGAUGUCAUGCAGGAGAGCUAUGAGACAUUGAUGUCUCUCGCAGCUGAUAAAUUACUGAACAGCAAUAACAAUGAUGAGGAUGAUGAUGAUGAUGAUGACGAUGAUGAAGAGGAGGAGGAGGAAGAUGAAGGCCCCGAGGAGCUGCGCCCGGGUACAUCUCAAAGCACCCCCAGGAGGGUGAAGGCCUUGCCUCGCCGGGUCACUCCUCAGCCACAGAAGAUCGUCCCAGUGGUGAAGAAGGACAAGGCCACCCAGCGUGGCCAUGCUCUGAAGAAAAGCUUGGAGAGCCGCUGCUCGGAUUGUACGAGGGUCCUGCACACCACCAGCCGGGGCCGUCAGCGGAGUGAAGCCAAUGCUGCCCGGGAGAAACCCUUCCAGUGCACGGAUUGUGGGAAGAGCUUCAUUUGGAGCUCGCAUCUGGAGCGCCACCGGCGGAUGCACACGGGGGAGAAGCCCUUCAAAUGCCUCAACUGCGGCGAGGCCUACAGCCAAAACUUCCAUCUCCUCCAGCACCGCUGCUCCCAGCUCAUUGAGAAGCCCUUCAAGUGCGCUGAGUGUGGAAAGCGUUUUGCUCAGAGCUCUGCCUUGGAGAACCACCAGAAGGGCCACACGGCUAUCAAGCGCCACAAGUGCAACGAUUGCGGCAAGUGUUUCAUUUGGGCUUCCCACCUGGAGAGGCACCGACGAGUCCAUACCGGCGAGCGGCCCUUCAAGUGCCCCGAGUGUGGCGAGACCUACAGCCAAAGUGCCCACCUGGCCAAACAUCGGCGGAACCACAUGGGCGAGCGACCUUACAACUGUCCAGCCUGCUGGCGAAGCUUUGCUCUGAUUUCAGAGCUGGAGGAGCACAAGAAAACUCACCUGGGUUGCGAGGAUUGUGGGAAGGUCUUCCGGAGCCGGCAAACGCUGAUGCGGCACCAGCGAGGCCACCGCCGGGAGCGCACCCACCUCUGCGAAGAGUGCGGUAAAGGGUUUGUGUGGGCCUCUCACCUGGAACGCCACCGCCGGGUCCAUACCGGAGAGCGCCCUUUCCCCUGCCCCACCUGCGGGGAGAAGUUUGCUCAGAAGGUCCACCUCCUCCAGCACAACAAGACCCACUCGCACACACGGCCCUACAAAUGCGGGGACUGUGACAAGCGCUUCGGGGACAGCUCAGCAUUUCUUGCCCACCAGCGGGGCCACGCCAUGGAAAAGAACCACAAGUGCCAGUACUGUGGCAAGAGCUUCGCCUGGAGCUCCCACCUGGAGAGGCACCUGAGGAUCCACACUGGAGAGAAGCCCUAUAAAUGCCCCGACUGCCCUGAGCACUUUAGCCAGACCUCCCAGCUCUUCAAGCAUCAGCGAAGCCACCUGGGCAAGAGGCCCUACAAGUGCAACGAAUGUGGGCGUUGCUUUGGCACCACCUUGGAAGUCAUCAUUCACCAGCGGACCCAUUUUGGGACCAAGCCCUACCGCUGUUCCAACUGCGGCAAAGGCUUCACCCGCCGGGCCAAUCUCCUCAAGCAUCAGAGGAGCCAUGGAAAAGAGUGCACUUAAAGAACUUUGGCGCUGGGCCCCAAAGCAGGUGCAUGGAGAGCACCUGGAGCCCCCUUGACCAGACAGUCUUGAACCCCUCCCUUCAAGAGAAACCCCUUCUUCUGUAUGGUCCAAUUAUGGGGAGACUCCUCUGUGUUUGGUCCCGCUCUUGCGACAGCACCAAAUUAACUUGCAAAUGGUCGAGGGAUAUUUCAGAAGCAAAAAUACGCACAGUUAACCAAUGCGGAGCUCAUUGAAAAUGCCUUGAUGGAGAGGUGCGGCUGACAUCAGCCUUUUUCUUUUCUGUUUUUCUUUUUUGGCGUAUAGAAGACCAAUUGAGUUUUUAAAAAAGCAACAUGUGCUUCUGGGGAAUGGACCUUGGUGUAGAAUCCAUAUGGAUGUCCGAGUAGCAAUUUGUUUGAACACUGUACAUAGAACUAUACCCCAGUUUGGGGGAAACGAAAGAAGCUUUAGUGGCUGUUCAUCCCUAUUUUGCAGAUCAGAAACCUUGCUUGAGAUAGACCAACUCCCUUCUCAUUUCCCCCUUUAUACUUCUGAACUCUGGAUAUCAAAGCUUUAACAAACGCCACGGAUCAACCUCCAGACCUUAAAUGCCUGACAGGUGGACGGUGAGACUUGAGAAUCCACAUGGAGGUGGAAAAAGGAAACUUCAACCAAUCCCUUGAAUGUGGUGAAAAAGCUUUAUGGAGUGAUUCAGCUCAGAAAAUCAUAAUGGCUGGAAGCCCGUAACAAAUGUUUUUGCGAGGCAGGCCAGUAAUGCCGUGUUCGUACCUGAAUACCCAGAGAUUGUCUUCAUGUGAAAUGACAGCAUUAGCUAAAUGAACGGCAUUAUCUAGACAAACUGUGGGGUUUCCUGAUUAUUGUUUUAUGAAUAAUGAAGCCCUAGUUGAUGUCUGACCAAUCUUGGAAUCCCAACUGCUCUUUUUUUCCCUGCUCACAAUGGGAGUUACAAGGAAAAUACUUCCAGUGACAGAAAUGUCCUGGAGAUUUUUUUUUUUGGACCAUGAACUUGAUGGAGAUUUUUUGUUGCCUUCCACUUUGCAAACUGGGAGAAGAAUGAUGGAGCUUAGGUGCCACUGACUGCGAGGGCUUGUCUCUGGUGCUCUUAAAAAUAUCUUAGUGUUUUGGUCACGGGGGUGAAAAGAUGUGUGACUGGGUUUGGGAAAGCAAAGAAUAGCUGGUGGAGGGAAGAAGAUGCCAAAGGACGAUUGCCGCAUAUGGGGGUACAAACCCCAUAAGGGGCUAAGGGGGAAUUCAGCUUGGAUAAAUGGGGAAUUGUUUCUGAAUUUGAAUUCAGAACUACUACCAAACUCAGUUUAGGGAGCUGUGUAACUGCCUAUUUGAAUUUCUUCCCUUCUUUUAGAUUUCUUACUUAUUAGAUUGCAUUUCUGAUAGUCCAAAUUGGCCUUUUCUUACCCUGGAAUAAGGCUUGCGUUUUGUAAAAAAGGAAAAAGGUGGAGGUAAAUUCGUAGAAAAAAAAGUCACGUAUUUGAAGGUCUGGGAUAGAUCAACCCUCAUGAAGAAGGUAUUGCUUGAGUUUCAUCUGGAAUAAAAAAAAUAAAUUUAGAAAUGCAACAAAAAGAGAGCAAUAUGUUGUCCCCCUGGGAUGGAAAGAAAAAAAAAAUCACUAUGCUACAAUGCAGGGCUAACCCCAGGAUGCAGUAAACAACUCAUCUGAGUGUGUGCGUGUAUACAGAAACCUGUGGGGGAGAAGCAAAAGAGGCUUUGCUGAAAAUCCAGUACAGCUAACAGUGGGAUUUUUGCACAGGUGAAUGAAUUAGGGAUUGAGACUGAGCAUUGUAGAACACUCAUCGGCUUUUGGGGAGAAUAACUGGAUUUAUGUAUGUGUGGAGUGAGGGAAAGAUAGUCUUAGAAAUUUGUCUUUAUGUUCAGUUGCAAUAGAUAUCCAGGCCCCUGAAACCAUGGGACUUAGUGGAAGUCUACUAAUGGGUAGUGGACUUCCGCAAUCUGAUGGGUAGAUCAGUGGUUCUCAACCUGUGGAUCCCCAGGUGUUUUGGUCUACAACUCCCAGAAAUCAAAGCCAGUUAGGAUUUCUGGGAGUUGAAGGCCAAAACAUCCAGGGACCCACAGGUUGAGAACCACUGGGGUAGAUUACUUUUGUGGGGAAGUCAACUUCCAGACCCUUCAGCCUUUAAGGCCAUGAGGCUUGGAGUUGUGAUCCAAAAAAAAUAAUCUUGACCCAGCUGUGUGAGACUUUGAAGAGGAGUGGCUUUUCCCCUUGCUGUUUGCCGAGGGAAGUUGUUUCACCUGAUGGCUGUGCCUCCCUCGCAUACUGCUUUCCAUCACCUACCUCAGAGGAAAGGCUGCAAAAGAUGCAUACCAAGGAAUCCCUGGCAAUGGCUAAGAGACACAUUGGCAUUGGUGAUCCUGCAAAAUAUACUGUGCCAGUCCAGCACAAUGCUGUUAAGCUUCCCAGGCCCUCUGGACACAGAAAGGAAAUGGAUCGUUGUGGAGGUUACCCCGAAUUAGGUCCCUUGCUUCUGUUACCGUAUGCUGACUUCUUUUUUCUUAUGUUGACCUAUACCUCCCAGCCAGCUCCUUAUUGCUAUUCUGCCCCUUAUUUACUUUCAAUCUGUUUUUUUUGGGGGGGGGGAUAUUAUUUGUUUGCCACAAUGUGCUCCCAUUAAUUUCCCCCCUUACCCUAUUUUCUUUCACCUUUUUGUUUUCAUCCAAAGCAUGCAAGCAUCUUUUUUUGUCGUCAUUGUUUAGUGCCCUUCUCCUCCCUUUCUUCUCAGAACUGACAUAUAGAGGAAUAAAAAAAGUCUAAGCUCUGAUUUCUUUGUUGUUGGUUAGGAAUAAUAAAGUUUUAAAAAUUUAGCUGAUGAAA
Messenger RNA from Anolis sagrei ordinatus, 4623 nucleotides. Its product is annotated as zinc finger protein CKR1-like. The record is from RefSeq and is a predicted model, not a curated record. NCBI's taxonomy places the organism in Eukaryota, Metazoa, Chordata, Lepidosauria, Squamata, Anolidae. Gene Ontology annotation, biological process: regulation of DNA-templated transcription.